Alternaria viburni is the source of this 582-nucleotide messenger RNA. RefSeq lists its product as uncharacterized. The coding region runs from base 1 to 582 and encodes 193 amino acids. The transcript is spliced from 2 exons. NCBI's taxonomy places the organism in Eukaryota, Fungi, Ascomycota, Dothideomycetes, Pleosporales, Pleosporaceae. The record is from RefSeq and is a predicted model, not a curated record.
AUGAUAGCUAUUCUCACAACUGCUAGACUGGUAUUCAAGGACUCAGCUGCCCGGCAAAGGGCCAUCGACGCAUUCCACAAGAUCAUCGAGUUCACAACACCUCACGAGCCGGAGGUGUUGCAAUACGCAAACCAAGCAGCAAGUGACGCGCACCUGACUACCAAGCCUGUACAAGAUCUCAUACAACUCUUCACCACCGGAGAUGUCCUUGCUCUGCCACCAGAAGUCCAUAACUGCCCGAUUAUCACCAGGAAAACAUCAUCACCAGUACCGAUCUCAUCAAGUCCGGCCAUUGUUCUCAUGAACAUUCCCUCCAAACCGGACGCAUCCUCCACCAAAGAGGCCGAAAAGUGGAGCGAGCUGUCGCAGAUCGUGAUGAAGAGUGCGAAAGGCGUAAAAUCAUUUACAGUCGUCGCAGACAGAGAAGUAAAGAGCACGCGUGUGGAAUGCGUACUGCAGAGUUGGGAUUCGUUCGCUGCAUUCCAGGAGUUCAUGGUCGAUGGGCGGAGAGAUGGGGCGGGUUUGAUGAAGAUCAGGCCAGUUGAUGGCUUUGUUGGACGUGAUAGUUCGAGCAAGUUGUGA